AUGUUUGAUUUACUUCAAAAUGAAGAGUUUUAUUCAAAGUGUCAUCAAAUAGCAUCUAUUCUUAAACUAGUAAAAGAAUUAACAAAUAUUCUUGAAGCUCGCAAUACAGAUUUAGCAGAAUGUUUUAUUGGUUUAACAAGACUUGUGACUAAUAUGAAAAAUAAUCAAUUACAAGAACUUGCUUUAUUUUUAUUUUUAAUUGUUCCAUCCCAGGAAGUCUGUGAAAGAAAUUUCUCUACACUAAAAUGGCUUUUUGGAGAUAAGUAUAAAGAAUUGAGAGUUUAUAGUAAAGAUGCAAAUGAUAAAGAUUUAAAAGAAAAUUUAAAUAACUUUGUAAUUAUGCAGCCAACUGAAGAUUCAGAAAUCGAAGAUAAUAAUGAUAAUAAUUCACAACAAAUGUUGACUAAUAAUUUAAAUCUUAGUCAAAUCAUUGAUUUAACUUUACCUAAAUUUUUAUCAACUAAUAUUACUUUAUUUGAAUCUGCUAUUAAUAGAUUAUCUUCUCACAAAAAGGCUUAUAAUUUAGAAUGUAGAGAAUAUGAUCUGAUUUAG
Cetraspora pellucida is the source of this 552-nucleotide messenger RNA. Lineage: Eukaryota; Fungi; Glomeromycota; Glomeromycetes; Diversisporales; Gigasporaceae. The record is from the annotation of a GenBank genome assembly.